This is a messenger RNA of Mercenaria mercenaria, 2461 nucleotides long. Its product is annotated as solute carrier family 46 member 3-like. Gene Ontology annotation, biological process: transmembrane transport. Gene Ontology annotation, molecular function: transmembrane transporter activity. The coding region runs from base 178 to 1773 and encodes 531 amino acids. The record is from RefSeq and is a predicted model, not a curated record. The transcript has 4 exons. NCBI's taxonomy places the organism in Eukaryota, Metazoa, Mollusca, Bivalvia, Venerida, Veneridae. Gene Ontology annotation, cellular component: membrane.
UGUACAAUUUUCUACAUCAAUUUCAUUUCAUUGUUUCAGGUGAACUCAGCUGUAUUCAAAACGAAGAUUCUUUGAAGGGUUUGAAACUGAUUCACUGUUUGAGGAUGCAUACAUGUAUAAUAAGUUACUUAAACAUAUAAGUCAGUGAGGAGUUAAGACGUUGUGAUGUUGUGAAUUAUGGAGGAACGCAGUCCAGACCAGGACUUAUGUUUUGAUGAACACACGCCACUCGUCGUGCCAUUUCAAAAUUCGCAAAAUGAGAUAUCUUCAAGACAAGACUCAUCUUCGAUGCAUAGUACAAAAGGGAAUAAUACGACGAAGGGUUUUACAUUAAAACGGUCAAUGGUCAUUCCAAUGAGUGUGUGUUAUUGUUUCGCGUGCGGAAUUCAUAUGUAUAUAGUUCCGCAGUACGUUCAAGAAGUGAUGAAAGGCAGCGAUGAAAAAGAGCUGCCGCACCAAAUAAAACCGCCAAAAGAGAACCUUUUCCAGUCUCCGGUGAAUUCUACAUUUAACGCAUGUUCUUACGUGAACAAGUCAGACCCGUCGUACGAAAAGUUUACACGUGUGCAGCAGGAUACGGCAAGGUGGCUGAUAGAUUUUAACGUGGCUCUGCUUCUUCCGGCAAUGUUCGCAAAUUUAGUUUGGGCAUCGUUUUCAGACGUGUUUGGACGGAAGUUUUCCUUAUUUCUGUGUUUGAUGAGCUUUACCAUUCGUGCGACUGUUUUCAUGUUGGUCGUUUACUUCAAAUUAAGACUAGUUUUUGUGAUAAUAGGGAUUAUAAUAGACGGGCUCGCUGGAUCUUUUACUAGUUUCAAUGCAGUGCUGUUUUCAUUUGUCUCGGAUAUUUCUAAUACAGGUAGACAACGCACGAUAGCAAUUGUUGUUAUCGAGUUAGUGACUGGCCUUACAUACACUGUUUCUUCUCUUGUAUCAGGAAAUUUAAUCGAAAAAUACGGCUUUUUGUUUCCUUCCAUGGCAGUAUCAUGCCUUUCGGGGAUUGGAGUUCUGAUUUUGCUGUUUCUAGUACCGGAAACUAAGCCAAAUAUUCGAAUUCAACGACAAGGAAGCAGCAUGUUGAAAAGUGUCACAGAAUCCGUAAAAUUCUAUUUCUGUGAUGGUUCAAAAAUUAAACGCGCAAAAUAUAUUUUACUUAUGCUUGGAUUUUUCUUCAUGGGCAUCCCAGCAUUGAGCCGAAGUACGUUAGAGGUCUUGUACCAGUUAGGGCGGCCAUUUUGUUGGACAUCAACAAAGAUAGGGUGGUUUGGAGCUCUAAAAAUGGCGGUGGCGUCGCUGCUUGGACUGGGUGGAGUAUAUGUAUUCAAGGGAUGUAUAGCAGAUGAUACAAUCACUCUUUAUAGUUUGAUCUUUAGCACAGCUGCUUUUAUUGUAGAAGGGUUGGCGAAGACAGACUUUGCUUUAUAUAGCGUUACCUUGAUAGCUGCACCUUCCGAGCUUCCUUUUCCAAUGAUCCGAAGUUUGAUGUCUUGCCUUACGCCUGCCGAAAAACAAGGGGCAUUAUUUGCUAGCAUUGGUUUUGUGGAGACACUGUGUUCAUUGAUUGGCUCAGUCAGCAACAAUGCUGUGUAUUCGGCGACUUUGAAAAUAAUGAAUGGAUUUGUUUUUCUCCUGAUGGCCGGACUGACACUGAUUGGGGCAUUCUUCAUACUUGCAUUUAUGGUAGUGCAGAGACGGUUCAGUGAUUACCCAGUGGAAGUCAGUCCUGUUGCCGACACUACACACACAUUGGUGAACAGCAUAAACGACAUUUCUUAAAGACCCAUCACAGCAUAAACGACAUUUCUUAAAGACCCACCACAGCAUUGUUUCCUGCUACAUGAACGUCGUGAAAAUUAUUCUGAUAAUACAGCUAUACUACAAGACGCUAGAUGUACAAUAAAGGCCCUCUUUUCACAUCGUUAUCUGCAAACGUAUUAUGUCAAUCUCUUUCAGUAUUGCUUUAAAAAAAACAUAGAUAAAGAACAAUCUUGCACCGUAAGAACAAAGUGUGUUCUUAUAUCAAUUUAAUGCAUUAAGUACUGUGCAUUUAUGUUAUAAAUGUGUCUAUUAUAGUGCAUUGUCAUAGACACAUUGUCUUGGCUUCAUAUAUGUCGCUGUCAACUAUGUGACUAGAUAUUUGUAUUUCUCAAUUGUUUUCAAACAUCAUGUAUAAUGCAUUCAUGAAAAUAAAAAUUGAAUACAGUUUAUUCUGUGGUGGGUCUUUAAAAUGUACUACGACAGCCGUUGAAAGAAAUUAGACCGACUCAAGUUACUGUUAAUUCCCGUAUAUGUUAUAGUUUCAGAUGUAUAAAUUUGGACUUUACACGGGUACAUAUUCACCACAAAAGUCAGACAUUCUACUUACUUACAUACCCUGCUUUAUGCAAGGCUUUGUCAAAAAGUCGCAUUGCCGUUUAUAUGUGAAACGUACAAAAAUACUAUAAGUCCUUAGCUGCGCUUCAAA